This is a messenger RNA of Oldenlandia corymbosa var. corymbosa, 387 nucleotides long. Lineage: Eukaryota; Viridiplantae; Streptophyta; Magnoliopsida; Gentianales; Rubiaceae. The record is from the annotation of a GenBank genome assembly.
AUGUCUGUAGUUGUUAUUUACGGGAUGUUGGAAGAGAUUUCUUUGUCGCUGAAUUCUGCUGGUGUUAAAGAUGGUGAAGAUGGGAGAACAUAUGCAGUAACAAUGUAUUUCGUAGGUGCUUCUUUUGUAGCCUUCGUGCUUGAACGCAAGUGGAAGGGUCUGUCUAGAUCUUCAAACUCACUGUUGAUUCGGUCGAUGUCUAGGUGUUUUUGCUGUGUAGAUAAAGGGAAAAAGUCAGAUGGCCGGUUCAGUUUCAUAUGUGUGGACACUGUUGAUGAGGUGAUAUUAUGUGUUAGAGGAAGAGAAGAAGAGUACCUGUUGUUGGAGUUUAAUCAGUUCAUUAGCUGUCAUGGUGAGAAGAUUUUCAGGUUCCUUUGCUUCAAUUAG